This is a messenger RNA of Durusdinium trenchii, 345 nucleotides long. The record is from the annotation of a GenBank genome assembly. NCBI's taxonomy places the organism in Eukaryota, Dinophyceae, Suessiales, Symbiodiniaceae.
AUGGCCCUGGAACUGCGCGAUGCUUCAGAAGGCAAGAUGGUGUCGGAGCGUUUUCAAGAGCUGAAGAGUCUCCUGGUGCAGCUGGGAGAGCUCGCGUGGCGCCAAGGUACUACCGCCAUUGAAGAGGCUUGCAAAGUGCUGGACAUUGCUUACAAGGAACGGGAGCGUCGAUGGGGAGAUGACGGAAAGGUCGACCGGUCCAGGAGUCGGAAAUCCUGGAGAUUUGCGAAGAGAUUUCUGGCGGGACAUUCGAGACGCAGGGGGAGCCCUUGGAUGUCGCUGUCUGCGAUUUUCUUGCUUACCUGCUCCGCUCCACCCCGGCCGAGCAGGAGUUCGAGCCGUUGA